This is a messenger RNA of Effrenium voratum, 4222 nucleotides long. Lineage: Eukaryota; Dinophyceae; Suessiales; Symbiodiniaceae. The record is from the annotation of a GenBank genome assembly.
GUGGGAUUGUCUCCCCCAGUGUUAUCCUUACCCACUGAAGCACUGGGCCCACCCUGCUUUCGCGAUGCAAUGGCCUGCGCCCCAGCCUGCGCCGUUGCUGCCUUCACGGCAUGUCGAUGUCGGACACGGUGUGCUCGGGAAGGCGGGAGUUCGACACUUGGCGAGGCUCGGGCGCCGCUCAUCGCCGGACCACUUUUUGGCCGGUGGGCUGUCCAUCGGAACGUCCGCCUCACUGGUCUUUGUCAGUGCCGGAGCUCUGCACGGGGCGCGGAAAGUGCGCUCUAAAGACAGGCGGCUUGCCAAGGCGGCGCCUCUGCCCUCCGGGCCCGAAGCGGCGUCCAUCGAGGCGAAGCCCGCAGAAGCGGCCAGGAAGCGAAUCGCAGCCUUCAGAAGCGAAGCGCCAAAGCCACCCUCCAAGGGGAUCCGCGCAUGGCUCUCGCGUAUGGCCUUCGCCUGGGUUAGUCCACUGAUGGAGCGCGGGAACCGACCGCCCCCCAUCGACAUCGCCCACAUGCUGCCGCCGCCCGAGGACAUGCGCGCAGAGGCGCUGGCGCGCGAGCUGUCGUCGGAGCUGCUGCGCAGCAGCUGGAGGCGGAGAUCCCAUGGCCGGAAGGACGGAGAUCCCGUGGACCAGGCGCAGCUGACACGCGGGCUCCUGCGCCUGAACCGGGGCCGGCUGCUGAAGACCGGGUUUCUGCGGUUCCUGAACACCUCGGUCCAGUUUUUGCCCGCGCUGUGCCUGGGACCCUUGCUGGACGCCGUGCAGAAGGCCGACUUCGCGGCCGGGCAGGCGGCCGCGGUGCGCCUCUUCGCGGUGCUCUGUAUCAAGACCUUUGUGGAGAACCAGUUCUUCCAUCAGACUACCGUGAUGGCCACGCGCGUCCGCGCGAUGCUGCAGGCUUCCAUUUACGAGAAGAGCCUGCGGCUGCAAGACACCGGGUUUUCCGUGCCGCCGGUGACGCUCAUGCAAGUGGACACCGGCAAGGUGGAGGAUUUGACCUACGCCUUCCACACACUUUGGGAUGGGAUCUUCCAGGUGGCCGGGUACUCGGUGCUGCUGUGGUGGUACCUGGGCCUGGCCGGCUUCGCGGGCAUCGUGGUGCUCAUCGUGUGCCUACCCUUCAACGCGCAGCUGCAGCGGAACCUGAGCCGGCUCAACAAGAAGUGCCUGCAGGCCAGCGACGCCCGGGUCUCGCAGACUUCCGAGAUCCUGGGGGGCAUCCGCGCACUGCGGCAGAUGGGCUGGGAGGACGUCUUCGAGCGCCGGGUGAGGAGCUUGAGGGACGCGGAGCUGGAGGCGCAGCGGAGCCGCGACACCGUGGCGGCCUACCUGCUGUCUUACUUUAGCGCAUUGCCGCCCUUCAUGAUCGCGGUGGUGCUGAUGGCCUACGUGGGCGCCGCCCACAGCUCCUUCAACGCCGCGAUGAUCUUUACGGCGCUGAGUCUGCUGAACCAGAUCCGGUUCCCGUUGCUCUUCUACCCCAACGCCUUGAACGCCUUGGCGGAGGGCCAGGCCGCCCUCGGGCGCCUCAGCGCCUUCCUGGCGCUGCCCGAGGCGGCCGCGCAUCGCCCCCCCAUGUCCGAGGACAAGGAGCUGCCUCUGCUGCUGAAGCCCGGGUCGUACCCGCUGGGCACAUCCUCGUCCUCGCCAAGCCUAGUGCUGCCGGAGCCCAUCAGUGUCAAGGAGGGCGAGCUUGUAGCGGUCAUCGGCCCCGUGGGCUCAGGCAAGUCCAGUCUGCUCCGGGCCUUCCUGGGUGAGAUGCCUGGAACCGACUUGCUGGCGCCUCCGCAGGAUGUCGCCUACUGCUCCCAGCAGCCUUGGGUCCCGGAGGGCCGCUCGCUGCUGGAGGUGGUGUGCGGUGUCUGGGAGGACGGCGGCGUGGCCUUCCCUGCUAAGGUGGACGAGGCCGCCUUCUCCACGGCCCUGGCCGCCGCGGCCGUGGACUUCGCCGAGGCGGAGGAUGAGGUGAGCGGCACCUCGCUGAGCGGGGGCCAGCAGGCGCGGCUCGCCUUGGCGCGGGCCAUGUACAAGGCGCAGCGCCGAGGCGAGGUGUGCGCCUGCGUGCUGGACGACGUCACCGCGGCGCUGGACCCACGAGUCACGCUGGAGGUGAUGAACAACUGCCUCAAUGGGCCGUUGAAGGGCCUGGCCACGGUCUUCGUGUCCAGCGACCCUGGGCCCUGGCUCCAGCGCUGCGACCGCAUCAUCGCCAUGCGCGCGGAGGGAAAGGAGUUGCGGGUGGACUCGGUGGGAAGCUAUGAGGAGCUGGCGGCGGGUGGACGGCUGGUGCCCGGGCCCGUGCCCAAGCCCAAGGAGCAGCCAGAGGAGACCGAGGCGGCGGCCACUCAGGAGGUGCCCAAGCGGAAGAAGCUGCAGGUCACCAGUGAGGAGGAGCGGGCCCUGGGCGCCGUGCCGCUGAAGCUGUACAGCCACUACUUCGCCUCCGCGAGGAGCCCCAGGUUGCUGAGCCUGGCGGGUGUGGCGGUCAUGGCCUCCUACGCGGCCACCGUGGCGCAGCAGUGGUUCAUCGGCCUCUGGACGGCGGACGCCUCCAUGAGCCGGGGCUUGGUGUACUACAUGUCCGGCGUGCUCUUCUGGGGCCUCCUGGCCUCUGCCUUGACCUUCGGCCGGGCGCUGCUGAUCGCCGCCUUCUCGCGCCGGGCCUCAAGGGCGGUGCACGACCAGCUCUGCGACCAGGUGCUGGUUCGGGCCUCCACUAGCCACUUCGACCGGAACCCCUCCAGCCGUCUGCUGCAGAACUUCUCCAAGGACCUGGAGCAGAUCGACAGCUCCCUGCCGGGCUCCUUGCGCUCGGCCGUGAGCAGCAUCUGUACGUUGGCCGGGGCCAUGGUCACAAUCGUGCUGGCCACCCCUGGGUUCCUGGCGGUGCUGGCGCCCUUGAUUUGGAUCUACGGGCGGUCGCUGCAGUACUACCGCCCCGUGGCCCGGGAACUGAAGCGCCUCGAGCCCCUCGCGAGGACUCCCGUUUACGCGGAGCAGCAGGCGGCGGCAUCUGGGGUCAUCACCAUCCGCAAGCUGGGGCUGGGGAACGUCAUGGCGGCGCGGGCGCUGGGCGCCAUCGACGGCAACACGGCGGUGUCUUUCGCCGCGAAGGCGGUGGACCGGUGGUUCUCCCUGCGGAUGGAGCUGCUGGGCAACCUCAUCGUGUUGGCCUCCUCCUUGGUGUGCCUCUUGUCGGCCGGCGCUCCCGGUGCGGCCGCCGGGGGCGCAUGGGCGGAGGCGCGCUCGGCCAUCGCGGUGACCCAGGCGCUCUCGGUGUGCGGCCUGCUGAACUGGACGGUGCGCACCAUCGCGCAGACGGAGACCAGCUUCACCUCCUUCCAGCGCAUCACGGGCUCGCUGGAGAGCACGGAGCUGGAGGCGCCCCGGGAGCUGCCCCAGGACGCCCAGCUGCCGGCCGCCUGGCCGGUCCAAGGCACCGUCACCUUCGAGGGGGUGUCCUUCCGGUACCGCCCCAUGCUGCCGCUGGUGCUGCAGAAGUUGGAGCUCCAGCUGGCGCCCGGGCAGCGCAUCGGCGUCAUAGGCCGCACGGGCAGCGGCAAGAGCACCCUGUUGAGGAUCCUGCUGCGCACCGUAGAGCCCUGCGAGGGUUCCGUGAAGAUCGACGGGGUGGAUCUACAGCAGGUGGGCUUAGCGCGGCUCCGCUCCGCCAUCACCGCCAUCCCCCAGGACAACUUCCUCGUCAGCGGCACCAUCCGCGAGAACGUCGACCCGCGGAGCUCCUACAGCGACGAGGAGGUGAGGCACGCCCUCGAGGCGGCCUCCCUGGGCACCUGGGACCUUCAGAGACGAGUGGACCCCUCUGGCGGCAUCUCCCCCGGGGAGAAGCAGCUCAUCGGGGUGGCGCGGGCGGUGCUGCGGCGCAGCCGCGUGGUGGCCCUGGACGAGGUGACCUCCCGGGUGGACAAGGCGACCGACGAGAAGGUUCAGCAGGCGCUGAAGCGGUUGCCAGAGGGCACGACCUUGCUGGUGGUGUCGCACCGCUUGGCCACGUUGCACGACUACGACCAGGUGGUGGUGCUGGGGGACGGCCAAGUGCUGGAGAUCGGAAACCCCGCGGAGCUGGAGGCCUCGCCAAACUCCCACUUUGCCAGCAUGCUGGCCGCCGAGCGGGGGGGCGAGGUCUUCUGAGUGAGAUGGAAAGCUCCAGACUCGGAGACGGCUCAGCCCGAUUUAAAGCUUCCAAGAAAGUUGACCCAA